AUGGACUCCUUAAAACCACGUAUGGUGGAGUCUCCUUCACCAGGAUUGCCAACAAAAAAAGAAUUAAGUCCAAAGCCGAAUCAGGUGUCUACUGUUGUACUAUACGGGGUGCCCAUAGUUUCCUUGGUAAUAGAGAACCAGGAGAGGCUGUGCUUGGCUCAGAUAUCGAAUACCCUGCUGAAACAGUACAGUUACAACGAAAUUCAUAACCGACGCGUUGCCUUAGGUAUAACCUGCGUGCAGUGCACCCCUGUCCAGUUGGAGAUCCUCCGACGAGCCGGAGCCAUGCCGGUCUCCUCGAGGAGGUGCGGCAUGAUCACCAGACGGGAAGCGGAGCGGCUCUGCAAGAGCUUUCUCGGAGACAACGCCCCUCCACGUUUGCCGGAAGACUUCGCCUUCGCCGUACACCACGAAUGCGCCUGGGGGUGCCGCGGCUCGUUCCUACCGUCGCGGUACAACUCCUCCCGCGCCAAAUGCAUCAAGUGCACCGUGUGCGGUCUGUUCUUCUCGCCCAACAAGUUCAUCUUCCACUCGCACCGCCUCAGCCCGAACGACAAGUACGUGCAGCCCGACGCGGCCAACUUCAACUCGUGGCGUCGCCACAUGAAACUGAGCGGGUCGCCUCCCGAGGAGAUCAUACACGCCUGGGAGGACGUCAAGGCCAUGUUCAACGGGGGCACGAGGAAGCGGCUGCUGGCCAGUUCUAUAGUGUCGCGAGCUCCCAAGCAGAACAAGAUAGAGCCCCAGCCGCAGCCGAUCGUACCCUCACCGAGGAUCCCGAACUGCCAAGACAUCUCGCUGCCGAUUUCAAGGGUGGCCAUGGAUUUCAUCUACCACAAGCCCUUAGCUUUCUCCUCUUAUUCCUCCUUUCCCUGGCUGAAGCGGAACCCCAUUCUGUUCCCGCAGGAUAACCCGUUCUUUCCCAUCGACAAGACUUAUCAGUCGGCUUUUAAACCUGUGCAACCGGUGGUGGAAAGGACUGUCUCCCAAAAGGACGAGGAAAGUGACGACGAAGUCGAUAUUGAGACUACUGACGAGAAAACCGACUCGACGACCAACUGGGACCUUAAGGAGGAAAAGGCAAGUGACUCCACCACGUAUAUCUCACCAGAUGUUCCAGCACCUGCUCAAAGGGAGGAAAUGUCCGCUAUUUCACAUAAACUUUGGAAUCUCUCAAGGUUGUCUUUCGAUGGCACUGAUAGGACGAAUUUUUUAUACAGGCAGGAUUUACAUCGCCAUUUUUUAAUAGGAUCAAACGAUUCCUCCUCGAUGCUGAGAACAUCUGUUGGUAUGGCAAUGGGCCUCAAACCCAACGUUGACUGUUCUACUUGUCUAAACCACAACAACACGGUUUACCCAAGUUCUGAGAGUAAUAAUAAAAUAACUUAA
Anoplophora glabripennis (Asian longhorned beetle) is the source of this 1389-nucleotide messenger RNA. RefSeq names its product SKI family transcriptional corepressor 1 homolog-B (gene fuss). The record is from RefSeq and is a predicted model, not a curated record. Gene Ontology annotation, cellular component: transcription regulator complex; nucleus. The transcript has 6 exons. Lineage: Eukaryota; Metazoa; Arthropoda; Insecta; Coleoptera; Cerambycidae. Gene Ontology annotation, biological process: negative regulation of BMP signaling pathway; negative regulation of transcription by RNA polymerase II. Gene Ontology annotation, molecular function: RNA polymerase II cis-regulatory region sequence-specific DNA binding; DNA-binding transcription factor activity, RNA polymerase II-specific; SMAD binding. The coding region runs from base 1 to 1389 and encodes 462 amino acids.